This is a messenger RNA of Alternaria burnsii, 3372 nucleotides long. RefSeq names its product gmc oxidoreductase. Bases 1 to 3372 code for a protein of 1123 amino acids. Gene Ontology annotation, cellular component: mitochondrion. NCBI's taxonomy places the organism in Eukaryota, Fungi, Ascomycota, Dothideomycetes, Pleosporales, Pleosporaceae. The record is from RefSeq and is a predicted model, not a curated record. Gene Ontology annotation, molecular function: sulfide:quinone oxidoreductase activity; FAD binding; oxidoreductase activity, acting on CH-OH group of donors. The transcript is spliced from 5 exons.
AUGACGAUCCCAGAUGAGGUCGACAUCAUCGUGUGUGGAGGUGGUUCGUGUGGUUGUGUUGUGGCUGGACGUCUCGCCAAUCUCGACCACAACCUCCAGGUCCUCUUGAUUGAGGCUGGAGAGAACAACCUCAACAACCCAUGGGUUUUCCGUCCCGGUAUUUACCCGAGGAACAUGAAGCUGGACAGCAAGACUGCCACCUUCUACUACUCUCGUCCCUCGGAGUGGCUCGAUGGCCGCCGAGCUGUUGUGCCUGUUGCGCACAUCCUCGGAGGUGGAUCUUCCAUCAACUUCAUGAUGUACACCCGUGCGUCAGCUUCCGACUACGACGACUUCCAAGCCAAGGGAUGGACCACUAAGGAGCUCAUUCCCUUGAUGAAGAAGCAUGAGACUUACCAGCGCGCCUGCAACAACCGCGACAUUCACGGAUUCGAGGGACCCAUCAAGGUUUCCUUCGGUAACUACACCUACCCGAUCAAGGAGGACUUCCUCCGUGCCACCGAAUCCCAGGGCAUCCCGACCACCGACGAUCUUCAGGACUUGACCACUGGUCACGGUGCCGAGCACUGGCUCAAGUGGAUCAACCGCGAUACUGGACGUCGAUCUGACUCGGCUCACGGCUACAUUCACAGCACCCGCGCCGUUCACCAGAACUUGCACCUGCUCACCAGCAACAAGGUUGAGAAGGUCAUUCUGGAGGGCGACCGCGCUGUUGGCGUCAAGGUUGUCCCAACUAAGCCUCUCCACCCUGAGCAACAAAUGUCCAGGACUAUCAAGGCUCGCAAGCAGAUCAUCGUUUCUGGUGGUACUCUCAGCUCUCCUCUCAUCCUUCAGCGCUCUGGUAUCGGUGACCCAGAGAAGCUCCGCAAGGCCGGCGUCAAGCCUCUUGUCGAUCUUCCUGGUGUUGGUCUCAACUUCCAGGAUCAUUACUUGACGUUUGCCACCUACCGCGCGAAGCCUCACGUUGAGUCAUUCGAUGACUUCGUCCGUGGUGACCCCAAGGUUCAGGAGCAGGUCUUCAAUCAAUGGAACAUCAACGGCACUGGUCCGCUCGCCACCAACGGCAUCGAGGCUGGUGUCAAGAUCCGACCCACCGAGGAAGAACUCAAGAUGAUGGACAGCUGGCCUUGCAAGGAAUUCCGCUCCGGCUGGGACUCCUACUUCAAGAACAAGCCCGACAAGCCAGUUAUGCACUACUCAGUCAUUGCUGGUUGGUUUGGUGACCACAUGGUUAUGCCACCAGGCAAGUUCUUUACCAUGUUCCACUUCCUCGAGUACCCAUUCUCGCGUGGUUCUACGCACAUUGUCUCGCCCAACCCAUAUGAGGCGCCUGACUUUGACGCUGGUUUCAUGAACGACAAGCGCGACAUGGCUCCUAUGGUCUGGGGUUACAUCAAGUCUCGUGAGACUGCCCGCCGCAUGGACGCUUACGCCGGUGAGGUGCAGGCUAUGCACCCCUUCUAUGCCUACGACAGUCCCGCCCGUGCCAACGACCUCGAUCUUGCCACCACUAACCAGUACGCACUCCCCGGUAACAUCACAGCUGGCAUUCAGCACGGAUCCUGGACUUCUCCUGUCAAGAAGGGCCGCGCUCCCGAGCCCAACUUCUUGAGCUCGAACUGCCAGGAGGUCAUGGAGGAUCUCCAUUACUCAAACGAGGAUAUCAAGCACAUCGAGGACUGGACCAAGCGCCACGUUGAAACCACCUGGCACUCUCUCGGUACAUGUUCCAUGGCUCCCAAGAACGGCAACUCCAUCGUCAAGCAUGGUGUCCUCGACGAGCGCCUUAACGUCCACGGCGUCAAGGGUCUCAAGGUCGCCGAUCUGUCCAUCUGCCCCGACAACGUCGGUUGCAACACAUACUCGACUGCACUCCUCAUUGGAGAGAAGUGUGCAGUGCUUACGGGUGAGGAUUUGGGCUACAGCGGCAGUGCAUUGGACAUGAAGGUCCCCAACUACCACGCUCCAAGGGAGAUUGCUGGUUUGUCGCGCUUCCAUCGCGGACUGUCGCCGAAAGUUGAUACCAUGUCCGCGCUAGCUCGGAACCGCGGACCACAGAUGGCGGCCACAUAUUCCAAGAUCACGCGACCAGCAUUUCAACACUCUGUUCGCAGUCUUGCUACAGUAGCACCAGUGCAAACUGCAACACGCAAUCACAAAAUCGUCGUUAUUGGUGGCGGCUCGGCAGGCAUAUCUCUCUCUCAUCAACUGCUCCGAAAAGGAAACUUCUCACAAGACGACAUUGCUAUUGUCGAUCCUGCGCAAUGGCACCAUUAUCAGCCUGGAUGGACGCUCGUCGGAGGUGGUUUGAAGAAGAAGGAAGAUCUACGCCGUCCGUUGAAGGAUCUCAUGGACCCUAAAUUCAAGUUCUACAAGACCUCCGUGGGAAGCUUUACACCCGAGGAAAACUACAUUACCACCGGUACCGGAGAGAAGAUUGCAUACGAACAGUUGGUCGUUGUGCCUGGUAUUACGCUCGACUAUGGUAGUGUGAAGGGCUUGAAAGAGGCGUUGAACGAGAAGGAUGCCAUGGUGAGCACUAUCUACGACUACGAGUAUUGCGAUAAGGCGUAUGAGAAUGUGAAGAAAUUCAAGAAGGGUGAUGCAGUCUUUACUCAACCGGCUGGUGUGGUAAAGUGUGCUGGAGCACCGCAGAAGAUCAUGUGGCUUGCGUUGGACUACUGGAAGAAUGCUGGACUCUACCCGUCGGAUAUCAACAUCAACUUUGCUACCGGUCUACCUUCCAUGUUCGGUGUGCCAAAAUACGCAGCAGCUUUGGAAAAACUCCGCGUAGAACGCGGCGUGGACGGCCUCUUCCAACACGACUUAGCCUCCAUCUCCGGAAACACAGCAACAUUCAACGUUGCAAACUCUGAACCUAUUAAGAAGCACUUUGACUUCCUCCACGUUGCACCUAAGAACGUGCCUUGGUCUUUUGUCAAAUCCAGCCCCUUGGCCAACGAGGCAGGCUACGUCUCCGUUUCUGAUUCUACCACUCAACAUACCAAGUACUCCAACGUCUGGUCCAUCGGCGACGCAUCCUCUUUGCCUACUUCCAAGACCGUCGCUGCCAUCACCGCCGAAGCGCCAGUCUUGGUGUCUAACUUGCUUUCUACGAUGGCCAACAAGCCGCUAGAAGCCAGCUACGAUGGUUACACAUCUUGCCCGUUGCUUACUGGGCAGAAGGAAGUCAUGCUUGCUGAGUUCAAGUAUGGUGGUGUGCCCAAGGAGACCUUUAACAGUUUACUAGGUAUUGACCAGGGCGUUCCGAGGAAGGCUUUCUAUUGGUUAAAGAAGGACUUUUUCCCAUGGGUGUAUGGAAAGUAUCACGUCAAGGGUGAGUGGGCAGGACCAAAGGGACUGUCUAGAUGA